UAUUGCUUGUGUUUUUGUUAAUUCGAAAAGGUCGUACAAGUGAUUGAAGAGUUGGAAAUUCGUUUUUUACUUAGUUCUACGUUUUAAAAACUAUUAUUUGUGUGUAUUAUAUAUGUGGAGAAUAGUGAACAAAGACAAUAUUAUUGUUUAAGGCAAAAUAAUCUUGUGAGACUUUCAAGGGUAGGUAAAAAUGUUUUGUUAUAUUAAAGCUGGAUUUAAAUAGCAAAAUAAAAAUUAAAAUCCAAGUCAGUUACUGGCUGAAAGAAAACCAGCUGAGCAGAAAUGACAAUUUAAUUGGCUUAUUUAAAUUUCUAUUCUUUAUACACCACAAUAAAAAAUUAAAAAAAUGGGCGAAUCAUAACAGCGUUUUUGGUCGGUUGGUUUGCAUUUGUCCAGCAACUAAUCUAGAUUUUUAUUUUACUUUUUUUUGCUAAAUGAAACUUUGUUUGUUUGAUUUUAGUGCAUGUAGUAUAUGUCCAAAAAUCAAAAUGCCUGGUACACGUUGUGCUGUGUAUGGUUGUGGUAAUACCUAUAAAACAAGGCAGCAAGAACAUGAAUAUUUUAUAUUUCAUCGGUUUCCCAAAGCUAAAGAUCUUGUUUCCCAAACUAUGAGAAAAGAAUGGAUAUUACGAUGCAAACGGGAAGAUAAAUUUAACCCUGAUACUAGCUACAUCUGCUCAGUUCAUUUCACAGAAAAGGAUUAUGAAAGAGACUUACAGAAUGAAUUAUUAGGUUUACCACUACGAAAAAUAUUGAAAAAAACCGCUGUUCCUACUUUGGGAUUGUAUUCAAAAAAAUCAACAAGUGAAGCUAGUAGUUCAAGCAUCAGUUCCAGAGAAGAAAGACUGGCCAAACGAAAUGCAAAGGAGGAAGUGAACAAACUUUUAAAAGUAGCCACGUUAACAGCUCCUAUUAAUACUUUUUCUGAUGAUACCGAAGACCAUAAUCCUAAAUCUUUUGGAAGUAUUCAGUUUGAAGAGCAUGUACCAGAGCCUUCCACUUCAUCAACCCCCAACUUUGUCCCGGAAAACUAUGAUUAUAAGGCUUUGUACAAUGAGUCUGUAGAGAAAUAUGAAAAGUUAGAAAGACAGUAUGCUCUUUUAAAAUCCAGAAGUAAUAUAAAAAGCACAAAUAUCAAAAAACUUAAUGAACAAUUGAAAUAUUUCAAAAAUAAAUGCUAUAAAUCUAGUCCCAAGUCCCCAAAAAGUUAA
Molecule: messenger RNA, 1211 nt
Organism: Diorhabda sublineata
Lineage: Eukaryota; Metazoa; Arthropoda; Insecta; Coleoptera; Chrysomelidae
Product: THAP domain-containing protein 3-like
Exons: 2
Coding region: 435-1211 (258 amino acids)
Source: RefSeq, a predicted model, not a curated record